Molecule: messenger RNA, 3638 nt
Organism: Mauremys reevesii (Reeves's turtle)
Lineage: Eukaryota; Metazoa; Chordata; Testudines; Geoemydidae
Gene: LRRC40
Product: leucine rich repeat containing 40
Exons: 15
Coding region: 161-1975 (604 amino acids)
Molecular function (GO): protein binding
Source: RefSeq, a predicted model, not a curated record
AGCAGCAGCAUCCUGGAGGCAGGCGGUGACCCCACCCCACCACGCCCGCUGGCGCUGAAGGCGGAGGCCGUGGCUGGCUCCGCCCGCCUCCCUGGCUUGGGGGCGGGCUGACGCGGUCGCGGGGAGGCUGGGCGGGCCGCGCGCGGCGCUCCGAGGGGACAUGGCGGCGGCGGCGCGCCGAGGGAGAGUGGGAGAUCCUCGCGCCGGCUUCAGGCGGGACGCGGGGGAGCCGGGGCCCGCGGUGCCGCAGGGGCUGAUCAGAGCGGCCAGGAAGAGCGGCCAGUUAAACCUGGCAGGCCGCGACCUGAGUGAGGUACCUGCGAAUGUGUGGCGAAUAAAUUUGGAUAUUCCGGAGGAAGCCCAUCAAAAUCUGUCUUUUGGUGCUACUGAUCGUUGGUGGGAGCAAACAGAUCUGACCAAACUCAUCUUAGCCUCAAACAAACUGCAGUGUCUUUCUGAGGAUGUCAGACUUUUGCCUGCUCUCACUGUACUGGAUGUACAUGAUAAUCAGCUGACAUCUAUUCCUUCUGCUAUAGGAUUUUUGGAAAAUCUUCAAAAGCUCAAUGUCAGUCACAACAAGCUGAAAAAUAUUCCAGAAGAGCUGAUACAGUUGAGACACUUGAAGAGCCUGCUUCUCCAACACAAUGAGCUGAGUCACUUGCCAGAUGGGUUUGGACAGCUUAUCAGUUUAGAAGAGUUAGAUCUUUCCAACAACCAACUUGCAACCAUUCCAUCUAGUUUUGCUUCCCUAACCAGUUUGGUGCGGCUCAAUUUGGCCCAUAACCAACUGAAGAACCUGCCGGCAGAGAUCAGCGCAAUGGAAAGCUUAAAACAACUGGAUUGUACUAAAAACCAGUUGGAAACCAUACCUUCUGAAUUGGCCACCAUGGCAUCUUUAGAACAGCUUUAUCUAAGAAAAAAUAAAUUACAGUAUUUACCAGAAUUUCCAUCAUGCAAGUUACUGAAGGAGUUACAUGUUGGUGAAAAUCAGAUUGAAGUGUUAAGUGCAGAGCAUCUUAAGCAUCUGAAUUCUCUCUGCGUGUUAGAGCUUAGAGAUAACAAGCUAAAAUCACUGCCUGAUGAAAUUACUCUGCUUCAGGGGUUGGAGCGACUUGACUUAACCAACAAUGAUAUCAGUAGCUUGCCUUGUGCUCUGGGGAAUCUUCCUCAGUUGAAACUCCUGGCAUUAGAGGGAAAUCCUUUGAGAACUAUUCGAAGAGACAUGUUACAGAAAGGCACCCAAGAACUCCUGAAGUAUCUGAGAAGCAAAAUCCAAGAUGAUAUAACUAGCCCAAAUGAGGGGUCUCCUGUGACAGCCAUGACUCUUCCAAGUGAGUCAAGAAUUAACAUUCAUGCCAUAACUGCAUUAAAAGUAUUAGAAUAUAGUGAGAAGCGAGCAGCUGUGAUUCCUGAUGAAAUAUUUAAUGCAGUCGGAAGCAAUUCUGUCACUACUGUAAACUUCAGCAAGAAUCAGCUGAAUGAAAUUCCAAAAAGGAUUGUGGAGCUGAAAGAAUCAGUCUGUGAUGUCAAUCUUGGCUUCAAUAAACUCUCUUCCAUUUCCUUGGAGCUCUGUGUACUUCAUAAAUUGACACACUUGGAUAUCAGAAAUAACUUUUUGACAUCUUUACCUGAGGAAAUGGAAGCACUGAUAAGACUGCAAAUAAUAAAUCUUUGCUUCAAUAGGUUUAAAAUAUUUCCCAAUGUUCUUUAUCGCAUCCCAACACUUGAAACUAUCCUACUCAGUAACAAUCAGGUUGGAUCCAUAGACCCUCUGCAAAUAAGGAAGAUGGACAAGCUUGGCACCUUAGACCUUCAGAAUAAUGACCUCCUUCAAGUGCCACCAGAACUUGGAAACUGCGUAAAUCUUAGGACACUUCUGCUAGAAGGAAAUCCAUUCCGCACUCCUCGAGGAGCCAUUUUGGCAAAAGGAACAGCAGCUGUACUAGAAUACCUAAGAAGUCGAAUUCCUACUUGAUCAGAGUACACUUAUUUUUUUGUUAGGCUUAUGGAUCAAAAUACAAGCAAGAUUUUUACCAUCAGAAACCCAAAGGCCAUACACCAGUCUGACUUCCUUCCUGUUUGUCAACUAUUGAUUAAGCUGGCCUGUGCCAUAAAGCAUUUUUUAUAAUACUGCUUUUAUUCUGUUUGAAAAAAAUGCCCAUCCAUAAAAUAUCAGAUCUUCUUCCAAAGUUGCAUAGAUCAACAUUUCAAUUGAAAAUACCACAAUGCUAAUUGUCUUUAUUUGUAAUGCAGUGAUUUCAAUGGAUACGACCACUAACAAUGACAAUUUUUUUCUAUAGUUCAGUUUAAAAAAAACUUUUUAUGAAUUAAUUUUAGGAACACUAAAGGGGUUGCAUAAAAAGUAAACUUUCUGAUGUUCUUACGUUUGUAUUGUCCAUAGCUGUGUGGGACCAAAUGCUUUAUAGCAGGCGACCUCUUAAUCAAAUAGGUAAGUGUUUCACACUGUCUGCCUCCUGUUAAAUGCCUGAAACCUUAAAUUACACACCAAUGCUAUAAUAAUGGUAAGGAUACAGUAUGAACUGUGCUACAAAGAGUGUGAAGAAUGUGUUUACAAAAGUGAUUGAAUUCUACUUGUUUGACUAGUAAUGAAUAAAUGUUUCCUGUUGGGUGUAAACUAUUACCUUUGUUUAGUUUAAUGUACCAGUCAAGCUCUCUAGCUCAAUAACAUUAAUAUGUGCUUGCCAUAUUACAUACAAAUGUGUUGAUGCAUCUUAAGGUGCCAUUUCCAGGAUGAAUAACACUGGUGAUAAAUUUGUUGGGGGAAUGGGUGUGUCAGAUCUGAACUGCGAUGCAUAUGUAUAUACAUUGCUCUUUGUUGCAUGUAAAAGCCUAAAAAAUUGUAGCCUGAAUCAAAAUUGAGCCCAUGGUGGUUUGCAUUGACUGUUCUUUGAGCACUUCACUUCCAAACAGUAUUGAAGACUGACCGCUGCCCUGUUUUUAAGGCUAUAUUUUCAAGGGAAUUCAGUAUUGUACUGAAGGUCAGAUGGCUUUUAAUUCUUACAGACUAAACUACAGUACAUACAUUAGGAAUGGGUGAACAUCUCCACCUACCUUGGCUUGCAAAAGUAAUUUUUAACAAGCCUUUUUCUUCUGAGUGCAACCCAUUUUCCCCAUCUUCCUGAUUGAACUUAAAAGAAAAUGAGGUCUUGUACCUAAAGAGAAUCCUGUGCUAAUUAUUAGGAAUAGAAAAGCCACCUCUUGCCACAUUCACUCUGUUCAUGCCAUUAGAAGACAGCUGAAGUGGAUAUUAUGUAUGGUGUGUAUAAACUAUGCUUUCAUUCAACACUUUUCUCUUUCUCCAUUCCCCAUCUCCUAUCCAACAGCAAAAUUAAAAAACAAUUCCAAUUAAACUUUCAACCCAGUGAUGGUUGAGUGGGUCCAAAAUUAAGACAAAAUAAAUACACCCAUCCCUAAUGUCUUACAUUUAAUGAGCACCUUUCAUCAUAAACUAUCACAAUACAUGCAACAGCACUGAAAUGUAACCCCCUCUGGGGAGGGAGGACAGCAAACAGCUGGCACAUAAUACUACAUAGCAAUAGGAAAGGACAAGGAGGUUGAGCAUUUGAGUAGAUGUGUUACUGUUUUAAGACAUAGCCCCAUGCAAAACAAAAAACAAA